Vespa velutina is the source of this 15882-nucleotide messenger RNA. RefSeq names its product chromodomain-helicase-DNA-binding protein 7 (gene kis). The transcript has 24 exons. The coding region runs from base 1167 to 14633 and encodes 4488 amino acids. The record is from RefSeq and is a predicted model, not a curated record. Lineage: Eukaryota; Metazoa; Arthropoda; Insecta; Hymenoptera; Vespidae. Gene Ontology annotation, molecular function: ATP binding; protein binding; ATP-dependent chromatin remodeler activity.
GCAGUGGUGGUGGUGAUGGUGGUGGUGGUGGUGGUGGUGGUGGUAGGAGCGAACAAGAGAAAGAGAGAAAGAGUGGGCAAAAGAGGAGAGGAAAGAGAGACGUGUAGAAUGAUUCGGGUCUACGGACACGCUUGCGUCUCGCGACGGUUCGUGCUGUUCCGCAUCCGCAGCCACAGCCACCGCCACCGCCACCGCCGCCGCCGACACUGCCAGUGAAAAUCGUGUGAACGCGCGUGCGAACGAGGGUGGUUUUUCGAUAAAAAGGAAAACGUUUACGAAUGAUUCCGUCCUCUCGCGAUACAUAGAAAAUACGUGUGCGCCGCUGCUCAGUCUUCUUUUCCUCUCUUUCUCUCUCUUCCUCUCUUUCUCUUUUUCUCUCUCUCUCUCUCUCUAUAUAUAUAUAUAUAUAUCUAUCUCUCACUCUCGUUCCUUCCGCGGAAAGAGAUCCUCCUCUUACGGACGGUAGUACGCGCGAGGAGGAAGGGAACGUUUGUGCACAGUGAAGUGACGCUUUGGUGUGUUAGAAUAUCGAGCGUCGCGUUGACCGCUACGAAUUUUCUCUCUCUCUUUCUCUCUAUCUCUUUCUCUCUCUCUCUUUCUCUUUCUUUCUCUCUUUCUCUCGGAAGUCCAAACGGAAAUCUCACACGCGAUAAUGGCGUACUUUCCGACAUUCCGAUGUUUUUUUCUAAAGAAGUUGUGUCGAUUCUUUUGAAUGAUAAAAAUGCUCGUACGUUGCGCCUUAUUCGAGUUCUCUAACCUCGAGAGUUCGGAAUGCAAUAAUACCGGAGGAUGUGAUAGGGUCAUCAUAUUUAAAAGCUACUACUACUACUACUACGACUACUUUCUUCUUACGCUCUCUUGUAAUAUUUUCUCUUCCACCUUCUCCUCCUCCUCCUCCUCCUCCUCCUCCUCCUCCUCUUCUUGUUCUUCUUCUUGUUCUUCUUCUUCUUCUUCUUCUUUACCCUUAUUGCCGCUUACAAAGUAUAUGAUUUUGUUCGUUCGACCAACAGAACGACUAUCUUUUCAUCUAUAUUAUUUUGGAUCUAUUGGCCUAUCACCAGAGAGCAAAACAGAGAUACAAAAAUGGGUACGCUACUAGCUAUAAAAGAGAUUGCACAAUACUCUCUUAAGCCUGAAAUGGAGGCGAAGAGUCCUGCUGCGUAGACAUGGACUCGUACGAUUUGUUCGGUGAAGAUGUCAGUGGCUCAAUGCUCGAUGCUCUUCCUGAUCUUGGGGGGAACGAUCAUUUUGACCCUGCGAGUACAAGUAAUUCUGUGGUAGUAUCAAGAGAUGGUCCAAACCCUGGCACUAAUGGAGGAGGGAGUUACAUUAGUCAAUCUUAUAUUUCACAAGAAUCACCUCUUCAAAAAUUGACUUCAUUUGGUGGAUCUGAAUUUGGAAAUUCUAAUCAGUUACAAAAUCCAUCUCAACGCAGUAUGUUUAACCAAAAUCUAGGAACGUUUGAUAGCGCAACACCACAACGUGCUAUGGUGCCAGGAGCUUUUCAAAAUCAAGCUCGUAGUAUGGCACCUCAGCAUAGAGGACCUCACCCUGGUAGUGGAGGUCAAUAUCCUACUUAUAAUGAUAAUAUGUAUUCUAUGGAACAGCAACAUUCAAUGGCUAGACCUAAUAUGAAUAUAGACCCUAAUAUGCAGGGUUGGCCAAGUAGUGGUAGUGCUUAUCCUCAAAUGCAAAGGCAUUAUAAUCAGAUGGCACAGCAACCUGCUACUUAUCGGCAGCAUAUGCCACCUCAGUAUUCGCAUCAGCAAGAUCAAGCUGGUGUCAUGAAUCAAAAAUUACAACAGCAGCAACAACAACAGCAGCAACAGCAGCAUUUUAGUACACAACAAGGAAUGAUAGGAAAUAUGGGAGUAGCAACUCAUCAAGCAAUGCAAAGCAGUGGAACAGGCAGUGUCUACCAACAUAUUGUUGGGCAGCAACAACAUUACCAACAAGGAAAUUCUGUUGCAAUGUAUCAAACUUCAUCAGGGUAUCCUGGUUUUACAUCAGCCAUGCACCAACAACAACAACAACAAUCGCAACAACCUCCACAAAGAAUGCCUCAUCAUCAUCCACCUCAUCCGCCUCAUCAAACACAUCCUUCGCAUCCCCAGCAAUAUUCACAACAUUCGCAACAUCCUAAUACGCAACAGCAACCAAUGGAUUCUCAGUAUCCACAUCAUACAACAUCCAUGUUUAAUCAACCGCAGCAUUCUGGCCCUGCGGCACAAUUUAAUACUAAUAAACAUGCUACCAGUCCACAAUAUCGUGCUACUUUUCCACAAUUAUCACCCCAAAUGUCUCCAAGACCUCAAAUGUCUCCAAGACCACCUGCCGUACAACAGCAAAUGUCUCCAAGGCCAAUUAUGUCUCCUGCUAAACCGAGUACAUUAUCGCCACAUCCUCAUGUACAACUUCCUCAUCAACAAUCAAAUCAGCCUAAUACAAUGUCAGUUUCUCCAUGUCCACCAUCUUCAAUGCAGAUGAAUCCAUCUUCUCAACAAACCACUUUACAAGCGCUUGAGCAAAUGGUCAUCCCAGGCGUUGCUGUAUCUAAUCCAAAUGUACCUGCUCAAGACUAUAAUCAAUUUCAAACACGACCGCCAUUGUCGCAAGCACCAAACGUUUUACAACAGUCAACUGCACAAAAUUCUAUACCGUCGAUUGCUGGACCUAGAAUGCCAAUGUCUGCACAGUGGUCGCAUCCACAACAGCAGUCACAGGUUAGGCCAAAUUUGGCUGUCAGUGAUGACAGAAAUAUAGUUGAAAAUCAACCUCCGGUAGUAUCAGAAUCUAGUGCUCCAUUAUUUCCAGUAUCUGGAACAGAAGCUAUUCAUAGUGGAGCAGAAACAUCAGUAAGAGAUUCUACAGAAAAUAUACCGAAUUCUACAGAACAACCUACACAAGGUACUGAAUCUAUGGAUCAGUCUACCCAAAAUCAGAAGUCAGAUAUGCUUGGUUCUGGCAGUGAAAGUUCAGUGCAAACUACUUCACAAAAUAAUUCAAAUUUAGAUCAUACCUCUGCAUCAACGACACAUGUGCAGAUGGAAGCAGUACAAUCUUCUGCAACAUCUAGUACAAGUGGAAAUGUAGAUUGUGGAAAUGUAUCUUCGUUGCAGCAGCAACAGUCUGUCACAGGAACACUUUCUACUACUGUUACUAGUAUGGAAAAUCAAGUUACGUGUGAUACAAAACAACAUGAUCAGACUAUAGAAAUUGCUUCUGUUCAACAUCAUCAAGCACCUAUGGGAAAUACAAUGUCACAUCCCCAACAGCCUGUAAUCAAUCAAACGCAACAGCAGCAGCAGCCACAACAACAACAGCAGCAGCAGCAACAACAACAACAACAACAACAACAACAACAGCAGCAGCAGCCUCAAGCUCAACCCCAACCUCAACCUCAACCUCAACCCCAACCUCAGUCUCAGCCUCAGUCUCAGCCUCAGUCUCAAGCUCAGCCUCAAGCUCAGCCACAGCCUCAGCCUCAAGUUCAACCUCAGUCUCAGCCUCAGCCUCAGUCUCAGUCUCAGUCUCAACCACAAUCUCAAACACAACCACCAGCAUUACCACAACAACCACAGCAGCAACAACAAGUGCAACAACCAGCUCUUACUUGUCCUCAACAAGUGCAACAAAUUCCAAUAAUAAAUCAGUCUUCAAUGGUUUCGUCACAAAAUUCAUCAAUCCAAUCAGCACAAAUACAGCAAUCACAAAUGGGACAAACACAGCAAACGCCAAUUACUCAAACGGCGCCAGCACAAUCUCAGCAGCCACCACAACCAUUGCAAACACUUGGUCCAACUCAGCAGCCUCAAAUGGCACAACCUCAACAACCGGUAAUAAGUCAAGCUCAGCAACCUCAACAAUCUCAAAUUCAACCAACACAACAACCACAAUCACAAAUGGGACAACCAUCUCAACAAAUUCCAGUUUGUGUGACUCAACCACAACAAGUACAGCAACCUCAACAAAUUAUGAACCAACAAGUUGGAAUGAUAUCGCAAAGUACUUCAAUAAUACCGAAUCAAAUUCCUCUACAAACACAGUUACAAUCUCCAAUACAAAAUUCCUCUACACAAAUACAAUCUCAAACAAGCCAAGUUCCACCUACGCAUUUAGCUGCUCAACAAGUACCUGCUGUCAGUCAAACAAGUGGUAUGGUAUUGACAUCUCAUCAACCUACAGCUCCUGUAUCAAAUUCGCAAACUCCACAUCCAGUACAAUCCAAUUUCAAUGAAUAUACGAAUAUUCAGAAAACUAAUACUAUAUACACAAAUGAUGUUAUCGUAGCAUCAGGACAACAAUAUCAUUCUGGCAAUGAUAUUAUCAGUGGUAACACUAUGCCAAAUAUGUAUGGUAUUUCAUCUAAUGCAACUCCUACAUCUGUUGCCCCUACUACAUUCAAUGCAUCCUGUGCGCCGGUAACACAUCAUCAAGAAAGAGCUGCAUUGCAACAACAAUUGCAGGAACUUUACUGCAUGCCACCAGCUCCAGAAAAUCAAGAGAAGAUAGUUUCCUUACAAGAAAAAUUACAAGCUCUACAGCAACACGAAACAAAUGAUCAAUGUAAUGGUGGAGCACAAUGUAUCUUGCAAACUCCAAUGUUCACAGCAGCUGUUGUUGACAGCCCACAGGUAUCAAGUACUACUGGUCGUGGCCGUAGUAAAGGUACACCACGGACUAAAAAGAAUCGAAAAAAAGCAGAUAAAGAGGCUGCUGCACCUCCAGCAAGUACACAAGCACUUGUUCAACCUGAACAACCUUUGUCAGACAAUCAAGUGACACCGGGAGACAGCAGUAAUAUUGUCGAUAGUGCUGCUGAUUCUGAGGAUAUGAAACCAUCAUCUGGUGAUAUGGAGGAAGAUUGGAAUAAAGGUAGAAAAGCACGUCUUCCUCGUAAACCACGUAAGCCAAAAGAACCUAAAGAACCGAAGGAAGCUAAGAUAAAGAAGGAACCAAAACCACCUAAGGAAGCUAAGUCUCCAAAAGGGGCAAGAAAAAGAAAUAAAGACAAAGAUUCAACAAAACGUAAUAGAAAAAAAGUUAAUCAAUCUGAGUCAGCUGAUGACGAUACGGUACACGAAACAGAAGAAACUGUUGUCGCAGAUUCGAGCGUGAUCAAAGAUGCAGAGGCGAAAUCUAAAGAUAUAUCGAAUCAAGACGAUCAGGAACAAGUUGAUUCUUCAACGACCGAACAUUUAAUAAGUGAAACUAAAGAGGAGGAUAAAGGGGAAUCAGAAAUUCCGGACGAUGAAAAGAAAGAACAAAAUGCUGAGGCAACAACGGAAACUACGACAACGACGACGACAUCCAGUAGUAAGAAAAAAGGAACAUCUCGGAAAAAAUCUAGUAAAUCUUCUUCAGGGAAAUCCCCUAGAAGUUCUAAGAAACGGAAAAGCCGUAUUGCACCUGAUUCCGAUGGCGAAGAAUUAGCAGCAACGCCACCACCUUCACCGGAAGCUGGAGAUGACAAUAAAAGGCGUUCUGCGAGAAAUACCCAUCGUAAAAAGUACGUUGACGAUGUCAUGCUUCGAUUUUCAGACGAUGAUGUUCCUCUGCAAGAGGCUCAUCUUUCUAAGAAAUCUGAGGGUACAAGUGCAUCCAAACCAACGGCUGUUAAGAAAGAUAAUGAAGGCGGUGAAAUAGGACCAAACAAGCCUAAUUUUGUAUAUAUUAAUACGACUGACGAAGAUUCUAUGGUUGUGCAACAUAUUUUAUGUUCCCGUAUGGGAAAGAGAGAAGUUAAGCCACCGAUAUUACCUGAUAUAAAAUCAGAGACAGCAACAGCAGAAACGAAUGAAAAUGUGACUGAAGAUGCUGCUGCUGUCCCAUCUGAAACGACAAAUAAUACAACAGAAGAAAAGGAAGAUAAUAAGCCAGAAGAACCUGAGAAGGAACCAUUGGUCGAAAGUACGGAUAAUAAAGAAGAAAAUAACGAAAAUGAUAAAGAUGUGACAACGGAGACAUGUGAUCCUGAGAAUGAAACAAAGCCCGAUUCUGAUAAACAAGAAGAGAUAGUUGCGGAUUCCAAAACGCCAGAGAAUAGCGUAGCGGAAGCAAAGCCACAGAUGAUAGAGGUCGAAGAAUAUUUUGUAAAAUAUAGAAAUUUUUCAUAUUUACACUGUGAAUGGAGAACGGAAGAAGAGCUCUAUAAAGGUGACAAACGAAUCCAAGCUAAAUUAAAACGAUUUAAACAGCGACAACAACAAAAUACUAAUAUAUUUGAAAAUACGGAGGAUGAUCCAUUUAAUCCAGAUUUUGUCGAAGUUGAUAGAGUGUUAGACGAAGCAACUCAUACCGAUCCAACAAGCGGAGAAACUGUUAGACACUUUUUAGUUAAAUGGCGUUCUCUACAGUACGAAGAUUCUACGUGGGAAUUAGAGGAAGAUGUAGAUCCUGAGAAGAUAGCUCAAUUUAUGAAAUUUAAUAAAUUACCAUCAAAAGAUCAAUGGAAGCCAAAGAAAAAACCAAAUGCAUCAGCAUGGGUUAAACUAGAAGAGUCACCAAUUUAUAAAAGCAAUAAUAGUUUACGGCCAUAUCAAUUGGAGGGACUUAAUUGGCUUCUUUUUUCAUGGUAUAACGGACAUAAUUGUAUUCUUGCUGACGAGAUGGGUUUAGGAAAAACAAUUCAGUCAUUGACAUUCGUCGAUGCCGUAUACAAAUAUGGUAUUCGUGGUCCUUUCUUAAUAAUAGCUCCUUUGUCAACUAUACCAAAUUGGCAAAGAGAAUUUGAAAGUUGGACUGACAUGAAUGUUGUAGUAUAUCAUGGAUCAGCAGCAAGUAGAACCAUGCUACAAGAAUACGAAGUUUAUUAUAAAAAUGAGAAAGGCCAACAAAUAAAAGAUUUAAUUAAAUUUAAUGUUCUUAUAACAACUUUUGAAAUAAUUAUUACGGAUUUCAAUGAACUACGUGGAUACAAUUGGAGGCUCUGUGUCAUAGACGAAGCUCACAGGCUAAAAAAUAGAAAUUGUAAACUACUCGAAGGCCUUAGACAAUUGAAUUUAGAGCACAGAGUAUUGUUAUCUGGUACUCCUUUGCAAAAUAAUGUGAACGAACUAUUUUCUCUAUUGAAUUUCCUUGAACCAGUUCAAUUUUCUAGUAGUGAAGCGUUUCUUAAAGAAUUUGGAAAUUUGAGUAGUGAAGGUGAAGUUCAAAAGUUACAGCUUCUUUUAAAACCAAUGAUGUUACGUCGACUUAAAGAAGACGUCGAAAAGUCUUUGGCACCUAAGGAAGAAACUGUAGUAGAGGUGGAAUUAACCAAUAUACAGAAGAAGUAUUAUCGUGGAAUUUUAGAGAGAAAUUUCUCCUUUCUUGCUAAGGGUACCACAUCUGCUAACAUUCCAAAUUUAAUGAAUACAAUGAUGGAAUUAAGAAAGUGUUGUAUACAUCCAUUCCUUCUUAAUGGUGCCGAGGAUCAAAUACAAUUGGAUUAUAAGACUGGCGACAAGGAAGAUUCUGAGGCCUAUUAUCAUGCCUUAGUAAAUAGUUCUGGAAAAAUGGUUCUCAUUGAUAAAUUAUUGCCAAAAUUAAAAGCGAGCGGUCAUCGAGUUUUAAUAUUUAGUCAAAUGGUGAAAUGCCUGGACUUAUUGGAGGAUUAUUUAUUAUAUAAGAAAUAUCCAUAUGAAAGGAUAGAUGGCCGAAUUAGAGGAAAUUUAAGACAAGCAGCUAUUGAUCGAUAUAGUAAACCUGACUCGGAUAGAUUUGUUUUUCUACUUUGUACAAAAGCAGGUGGUCUUGGUAUUAACCUUACUGCUGCAGAUACAGUUAUUAUAUAUGAUAGCGAUUGGAAUCCACAAAAUGAUUUACAAGCACAAGCUCGUUGUCAUAGAAUUGGUCAGCAGAAAAUGGUUAAGGUUUAUCGAUUACUUUGUCGAAACACAUACGAAAGAGAAAUGUUCGACAAGGCUUCAUUAAAACUUGGAUUGGAUAAAGCCAUUCUGCAAUCAAUGAAUACAAGCCAAGGUGGAAAAGAUCCUAGUAACAAACAAUUGACAAAAAAAGAGAUAGAAGAUUUGUUAAAAAAGGGAGCGUAUGGUGCUAUCAUGGAUGAUGAUAAUGCAGGAGAUAAAUUCUGCGAAGAAGAUAUUGAUCAGAUUCUCGAAAGAAGGACACAAAUUAUAACAAUUGAAGCCGAAAAAGGAUCUACUUUUUCAAAAGCUAGCUUUGCAUGUUCCUCCAAUAGAUCGGAUAUUAAUAUUGAUGAUCCAGAUUUUUGGAAGAAAUGGGCUAAAAAGGCAGAAAUCGAUACUACCGAAAAGAAAGAGGAAGAUGAAUUAGUAAUUUCUGAACCACGAAGAAGAACGCAAAUUAAACGUUAUGGACACGACGAAUCUGUAGUUGACAUGUCAGAAUUAGACAGUUCAGAUGAUAAUAGCGAUGAUGAAACUAGUGGUGGAUUAACGGGCAGAGGUAAAAAGAGGAGAGAUAAAUUUGGCAAAAAAUCUCGUAAAUUUUAUGACGAAUACGUACCGAGAGAAGGAGAAGUGGUAUAUGGUAGUUGGGCACGUAGCGAGUGUUUCAAAGUGGAACGUGGUCUUUUAACGUUUGGUUGGGGACGUUGGGAAGAAAUUUUACAGCAUAGUCAAUUUCGUCGUGGAUGGCGUGAGAUCGAUGUUGAAGAUUGUGCAAGAGUAAUCCUGCUUUAUUGUCUUCGUUAUUAUCGUGGCGAUGAGAAAAUUCGUAGCUUCAUUUGGGAUCUGAUAACGCCUUUGGAAAAUGGUGAAAAGGUUAAAAACGUUUCUGUCGGUACUAAUGCAAGAAAUAGUAGACAAAAGAAGAAGGGUAGAGUCAGAGAAGGUAGAGAGACCCGAGGAUCUAUUAUCAAUGGUGGACCAAGUGAUCCUAAUCAUUGGAGCAACGCGGAAAAGUAUGACGGUGACAUAUUUUUGGAAAGUAACUAUAGGAAACAUUUAAGCCGGCAUGCGAACAAAGUACUAUUACGUGUACGAAUGCUGUAUUAUAUUAAACAUGAAAUAAUUGGUGAUUUGGUACAACAUAUAUCCGAUGGCGUCCACGUCAGUGCUUUGCGGAUAAACCCUCCGCAGUUGACGGAACGACCAGCGAAAUGGUGGGACUCGACGGCAGACAAAUCCUUAAUAGUUGGCUGCUACAAACAUGGCUACGAGAAUUACGACCAGAUGAGGAUCGAUCCCGCGCUUUCUUUCAUUUCAAGCUGUCCUCCCCCUUCUUCCCAGUCUCAGACUACUCAACAGAACAGCAGUAGCAGAGAUGAAAAUAGCUUAGAAAAUGAAACGGAAGACGGCGAAUGUUCCAUCGUUAAAGAUUCCAAAGAUUCAGAGAAGUUUACUCGUGAGACGCCGAUAGAUUCACCAGCUAUAUCUAGUAAAGCGGAUACACCUAUACCAGAAGCUAGUAGUAGCCAUGAUGGAAAUGAAGUUCUUUUAGAGGAUGAUAAAACAUGGCCAUCCGUAGUUGAUUUAAAUACACGAUUACGUCGUGUAAUAUCUUCUUAUCAACGUAGUGUUACCAAUAAAAAGGAGGACGUUAAGAUAUUGCAAAAGAAUAAGCCUGGUAUAGAAGGUGAAACGACGACUACUAUUAAUCAUACAGGAACGACAAUCAAUGAAACGCCAUUGAAUAUGCAAGGAUGGGAUUUGCAACAAUUGGCUAUGUAUUUGUUGAAAAUGGAAAGGAGAGAAAAGAUGGAGGCAAUGGUAAAGGAACGAGAACGUACACGAAUCGAGGAACAAAAAACUAAAUGGUCACGUCGUGAAGAAAGUGAAUUCUUACGCGUAGUAUCGACUUAUGGUGUCAAUUAUGAUAGGAAGAAGGCACAAUACGAUUGGACAAAGUUUAAGAGUAUUGCGAGGUUUGACAAAAAGACGGACGCAGAUCUUACGGAUUAUUACAUGUCAUUUAGAGCUAUGUGCAAGAAAGUCUGUAAUGCCAAACUGAAUGAAGAAGAAGACUUUGCAGAUGUUCCGGUUGAUCAUUUGAGUCCUGCUAAAGCAAGACAGAUAUUGGAUCGAGUUGAUCUAUUAAGUAAAAUACGGGAAGAAAUUUUGUCUCAUCCACAUUUAGAGGAACGUCUUUCAUUGUGCCAACCAUCGGGUGAUACACCAGAAUGGUGGCAGCCUGGUAAACACGAUAAGGAAUUGUUACUUGGCGCAGCGAAACAUGGUUUAGGGAGAACCGACAUAACUAUUUUAAAUGAUCCGGAUUUCUCUUUUCAUAAGAUUUUAGGAAAAAGUACUUAUAUAGGUACUACGCAAACCUCUAAAUUACCGGAGAAAUCAGAAAAGGCUAUUAAGAUAGAGAAUAGGGAAGAUAUAUUGAACUUCGAUAGGGAUGAAAUACUUGUUAAAUUGGAAAAAGGCGAAGGGACAUUGAAGAUAGAGAAGGUUGGCGCUAAGAGAGAUACGAUAUCGACGGAAAAGAAAGUAGAUAGUCCGGAGAUAGAAAAGAGUCAAGUAGAAUUGACAAUAGUAAAAGCUGAGACAAAAGUCGAGGAAAAGCCAUCAUCUGGUACACCGACAUCGUUACCGUCGUUGCCGUCUCUUCCUCUUCCACUACCACCACCCCCUCCCCCUAUCAGCAGCAAUACGCUUACUAUUUCUACCGUAUCGACGAAAACUAGUACAUCGUUAGAAAAAGAAAAUAACAUUAAUAAGAUCAAAGUUGAAGAGAAAUCUGAACAAACCUUGGACACGACGAAAAGUGAUGUAACCACUACUAAUACUAAUGAUAAUUCCAUUGUUACUUCGAAAUCAACGGAGGAACCGAUGACUACCGAGGAGACAUCAACACCCCCGUUAACGAAUGAGGAAACUGCUGUUAAUAAAACUCCCGUUGAUCCAGAGAAAUCCGAUGAACAACAAUGCAAAGAAUUAUCAAAGGAAUUAUCUAAUUCCGAUGAACAACAAACGACUCAAGAUCAUCCCGUAACGGAAAGUAAUGAAAAGGCUACUUCUGAAAAUAAGGACACCAAUACCGAAUCUAUGGAGAAAGGUACUGAUACAUUGGACAAAAUUGUCACCGAGGAUGUUAAGCCGAACAUCAUUAAAACCGACAAUUCCACUACGACUAAGGAAGAAACUGAAAUAGUCGAAGACAAGGCCGCUGCGGAUGCUAAAGAAAAAACCAAAGUAUCUAAAAUCGAGGAUAAGUGUAGCGUCCAAGCUGCGGAACUUAAAGCAAUGUUUCCUGAUUUGGAAGUUAUACAACCAUUAUCGCGAUUAACCCAAAUCGAUACAUUCGUUUUGCGGGAUAAAACGAUAGACUAUAAUGAGCCUACUAUUGUACAACUUUUAGCACAUAGUUGUAAUAAUGCUUCUUUAAAAUGGCCGAAAGAACACGCAAUCGAAGCUCGUUUAAUGCAUAUCGUACAUGCAAUAGAACAUAAAGAAUGGCCUGUAUCAAUAAACUUUAGCGCUGGUGAGGAAUUGGAUACGACGAUUUCGAAUGAAAAGGAUUGUUCAGAAGUAAUUACGAUAACGACAGAUCAUGGGGUGUCGCGAACGCCGGCAACUGGAAAUAAUAUUUCUGCUAGUAAAAAAAGGAAAAGACAUAUUGCCAUAGAUGUUGAAACGGAACGAGCCAAACUUCAUGCUCUUCUCAAUAGUAGUCAAAUACAAUCACAACCUCCGACACCUUUGAGCAAACCAACAAUCCUCUCAGGUUCGACAACUUGGGAAGUUAAUGAGGAAUCACAAUCUGAGGAUUCACGACGUUCAACGCCAGUACAACCACCACCGGCACAUCAACAAACACGAACGCCAAAUAUACCGUUUGACUUGAAGUAUACUGUUCCUGGUAAAACAACAGUUAUACCAGGUACUUCGAGUACUUUAACGCCUAUUGAUUUAUCUGCUGGGUAUCCAAAAACAAGUUCCGAUAGCAAUAAAGAUAUUAUGAAUGAAGUUCAGGACUUCUCAAUGCCUAAUAAAAAUAAGCAAAGCAAUAGCAAUAAAGGAAAGCUUGAUAGUAUGUUGGACAAAUUAAUGAAAAGGAAAAAUUGUCCGACAGACGAACCUAUAGUUGGAAAGGAAAAGAAACGUCGGAAAUUAGAUGAAAUAGUAUUAGGUUUGAGUGCUGCAAAGGAACAGCAAAGCAGUCAUUAUCCCGAACACAGUAAAAAGAACACAAUCACACCCAAUGUCACUGUCACUCCAACGUCAGCACCGAUUGGACUUCCUAAUCCUCCUGCAAAUACUCAAAAGCCAUUUUCUAUCACCGUCACGUCGAUUCCGUCGUCUCGAGCUUCAGGGACAUCUUCCAAUUUACCACCACCAUCAUUACAUUCGCACAAGGAUAGCUUUUCUGCCUUGCUUGUUCAAGCGGAACAACAAAAUCGUGAACUCAAGAAACAACAACAGCAACAGCAACAACAACAACAACAGCAGCAGCAACAACAACAGCAACAUCAGCAGCAGCAGCAGCAACAACAACAACAGCAGCAGCAGCAACAACAGCAGCAGCAACAUCAAAGUCAUCAACAGCAAGCAUUCAAUUCAGCACAUUCUUCUGCAAGUAGUCAUAGGAAAAGUUACGAAGCUAUGAUAGCCGAUAUUAAUAAAGUUGCCGAAUAUUCAUCGAAAAUCGGAUCGUAUUCUCACGAAGCAAAGGUGAACAAAUGGUUGGCUGAACAAACUGCUAUGUCAGAGCAAUUAAAUGCCGAGUACUUAAACGCUCCUAGACGACGAAGACCUCGUGUCGAUCCAUCUUUGUUAGAUUGGAAAAAAUUGACGGGUGAUGAGAACGUUGCCGUGAUUAAUCGUUUAACUGGAAAAAAGGUCACCGGUAGCAAAGCUCCUCAAUUAAAACGACUUGGACAAUGGUUGACUGAAAACCCUAUGUUUGACGUCGAUCCGAAGUGGGCCGAACUUGUGAAAGAGCGUGGUAAUCUACCGCAUGAUUUGCAAAAGAGAUUACCUGGAUCCGAUAGAUCUGGCGUAAGCAAGGGGAAGAGUCCUGGGAGACCACCAAUGAUGCCAAGUCCAACUAAUCAACAAUCGGCAAGCCAAGCGAAUUUAGCUGCUACGUCAAUGGCGUCUAGCUUAAAUUUCCCUUCGUUAGGCAAUUUGAAUAAUUCUCUUUUAUCUGGACUUUCACUUGGCAAUUUCGAUCCGAAAAAUAAUCCUCUUCUAAUGCCAUUUGGUGGCCUACCGAACCUAGGAGCACUAAGCGGUCUUAGCAAUCUUAGUAAUCUCAGCAAUAUGAGUUUAACAAAUUCAUUAUUCGCAAAUCUUGCUGGACUUGGUUUGCCAUCAUUAGCGGGUAUGGAAGCUGCUUUAAGUGCAACUGCAACUAGUACGGCCGACACAAAUCCAGCGGUCAGUUCGGUUAGCAGCAAAAAUACUAGUUCAAGCAGUAUUAGUAAUACCGGUAAACCACGAAACAAAUUAGAACCCCCUACGAGCAAAACGUCCGUGCCAUCGACAUCGUCGGCAUCGUCGGCGUUACCAACGACGACGCCAUUCCCCUUCUUUUUUCCAAAUCCUAGUCUUCUGUACACGCCAUUAGGUUUAGGUGGUUUAAAUCCGUUCUCGAUGCAACCUGGUGGCGUAUCGUCGGCCUAUGAAAGUCUGGCACAGUGCGGCCUUUUAAAUCCGCCAACGUCAAGUGCCUCGACUGUACGGAAGCCUGCUUCGUCAGCGAGCAGUUCGAGACAACGAGAUACAAUUGUGGAUUCGUCGAGCAAACGAAAAGAUUCCGAGAAAAAGCCUAGAUAUCCUGUCGAUCCAGGUAUAACGUUACAACAAUAUACGGAUAUGGCAUUACAUACGGAGGAUAGGCGUCGUAUGGAACACGAAAAGAGAGAGGCUAUCGAGCAACAAAACGAUAUUACCGAGGUUAAUGAAAGAAGGCUCGAAAGGAAAAGUAAGGAACAAGAGAUGAAAGAGGCUUUGGAACAUUUGAGUCGGACAAGUGCAGAAUUGUUAACGAGAAAUCUCGAGGACGUGCAACAGCGAUGCAACGAAAAGAGAAGUCAUAGCAUAGACCGUAAUCAGAACUCGGAUCAGCAACAAACGUCGUCGACUCCGUUAGAGGUAACAUUAGAGCCGGUAGCUAAGAAAAUGCGAUCCGAGAUUGAGACGAUCGCGAAGCCUACGACAGUGACAAAUAACGAUACGCCAUCAUCGGUCGACGUGGAACCGGUUCCUAGAUCAACAAGUACGACUAAGCAGCUUCCUCAAGAAGAUACGGCAGGUACGGUCUCUUCAGAGGUGCCGUUGAACGUUAGCAAAAAAGAAUCGACAAGCGAAGCUGCUCCGACGACGAUUGCAACAAAUCUACCAUCUCCUUCGCAGCAAGCUUCGACUACGAAAGCAGACUUAAGUAAUAAAUCUCAUAUAACGGAAAGCGAGGAAGAUGGUAAAGGUGGCGCUAAGGGUAAAAAAUCACGAAGUGGUAAGAGAUUAAGUAUCGAACCUCCGCCCGAACGAAAGAAUCUAAGGUCCAGUGCCGGUAGACAAGCAAGAGCGGCGGCCGAACGACAAGCGAGAUUGGAAUGUGAAUUACAAUCUGAACAACACCAACAACAGCAACAGCAGCAACAACAGCAGCAGCAGCAACAACAACAGCAGCAGCAGCAGCAGCACCACCAUCAAUCGCAGGAACAAUCGCAGCAACAAACCCAACAACAACAGGAUAGUCAUGUUGGCAACGAAUGAACUCGUGUGAUCGAUGUUAAUGCGAAUAAUAGUGAUUGCAAUGCUAACAAAUAACCGAGGCCAAUCGAGUUCGUCGUAAUUUAUAUCUCGAUUCGUAAUUAAUUCGGUUAUUUCUAGCAUUUAGCUAAUAACCAUUUACCGUGGAUCGCUAAGUUGGUGGAACUGUAUAAUGUGUGCAUCGUUUGGUAAUUUCUUUUUUUUUUUUUCCUUUUUUUACUUCUUUUCUUUUUCUUUUCUUUUUUUUUUCUUUUUUUUUUUUUUUUAAACGAACACAAGUGCGUUAAAGGACUACAAAACGUACAAAAGUUGAAUCUUUACGGGUAGCCUUUCAUCGUCAUUGUGAAAAUGAAAAAAAAAAAGACAUAUACGAUUGAGAAGUGGCGUCUUAUAUAGGUGGGCAUAAAAAAAAAGUACAGAGGUUGUUGUUGGUGUGUGUGUGUGUGAAUGUACGUUAAGAUACUUUGAAGUCGGGCGAUAGUAUUUUAUCACUCGAUACUUUGUGUGGUGAUUAACUUUUAAUUACGUAACAUUACAAUUUAAAGGAAACAAAAUAAAUAAAUAAAUAAAUAAAUAAAAAAAUAAAUAAACAAGUAUAAUUUUGUUAAAUUUAAUAUCUUUUACGAUCUUAUCAGUUUUGACCACAGGGACUGUUUUAUAUAACUGCUAUCACUUUAUUGUGCACUAGCCCCCCCCAUUGUGCGUGUUACAAUGUCGGGCAUAACACGAUAUAAUAAUAUAACCAUAACGUAGGAAAGUAAUUAUUAAUUUAAUAAAUAAAUAAAUAAAUAAAUAAAUAAAUAAAUAAAUAAAUAAACAAAAAGGAAAAAAAGAAAAUGUAAAUAUUAUAUACAUUAUGCCUAUAGCUCAUAAGCAACUGUGUACUUGGAGAAGUGUAUAUAAUAACGCAAUGUACUUUUAAUUACAUUAGAUGAAAUAAUAAACAGCUUCUUUUGUUGUUUGCAAAUGCCAAGCGCCAAGACUUCCAUUUUAUUUAGUGUAUUGACCUCGAUCAGAAGAAAUUGGUAGCUUGCAGCAUCCAUGUUCGAUAUUCGAUUUUUGUAACAACCGUCACAGCAUCAUGACACGUAAACGAUAUUUCGUUCUUUAUUAUAUUAACUACAUUGUCAUAUAUAUGAAAGGAAAAAAAAAAAUUAUAAGUUCAGUAUUGAAAAUGUUAACAUUAUUACUCUGUAUUUUGUAUCGUGUACAUUGUAUCAAAGUAUAUAUGCAAUAAUUAAUUUAAAGUCAU